GUUUAGGCCAGCUAAAAUUUUCUUUUCUGUAAAGGCAGAAAUUGAGUUGGGCUGCACUAUUAUAAAUUGCGUCGAGUAUGCUAAUUACUUUCUGAGUUAUGUCAAGUUGUGAUGAUCGAGCUGGACAAAAAUAAAACAUUACAAAACUACGAAAAUUACUCAGCAACAAUAUUCCUGAAUUUUUCAGUUUCCUAAACUGAUUAGAUCAAGACAAGAUGAGUUUCAAUGCGUUAAGAAAAACAGUUGGUAACUUCAUUGCUGGAAAUGACACAUCCUCAGAGAAAAAGCCAGAGACUAAACCAGAAGGGGCGUCAACAAGUAGUUAUGAUGAGAAGAAUGCACCACACAGUAAACUACCAUUAGAUACAUAUUACUAUCCUGGUACUAGGUUUUGUUAUUAUCUGAUGGAUAUUGAAGUGACUCGAGUUGGCCAUUCUGGUACAAUGGGUUAUAUAACUGGGAGCGCAAAACAGGACAGUGACAUCACCAAGUUUUAUGGUGAGAUCUACAGACAUUAUGCUCAUGGCUGGAUGUUGGACACGUUUUAUGAAGUUCCUGGUAUCGGCAAAAUUGGUUGGAGCGCUUCUUCUUCACCCUUUCAAUUUGUCUAUAUCAAGCCAAUUGCAAAUGCCCCAGUAGCUCACACAUGGGACCUAAAAAUUGGAAAGUGUUUCAUUCAUACACAGUUAGUUUCUGGUAUCAUUGGAAGACAAGAUCAUAAUGUUGCCAACACUACUGGAGUUACAAAUAUGAUCAAACAGUUUGCUGCGACAGGUGGAAGAAUGAUUGGAAUUGAGUUCACGGGUGAAAGACAAAAACAAUCUGGAAUGGCAAUUGGGAAGAGCGAUUUGAUGGGUGUAGACUUGCUGUUCAAUGUCCCAAAACAUCCCAAACCAACCUUGUACAGUUAUCAAUGCGUGAAUGUCCCGGUUCGUAUAAUGUAUCUUGGAACAGGAAAACUUGUGAAGGUUGAGUGUGAUUGGAUGCAACAUUUUGCAGGACCUUUACAGCAAGGUUGGAAACUUAUUGAUAUUUUUUGGGACCAGAGCAAGAAAAGUCAUGGAGAUCUUAGUUUAUCAGGAGACCACAAUUCCAUUUGGUUUUUUGAAAAAGAAACAAGCAAGCUGAGGAUAAAUGCACCUGUUUGGGAAGGAACCAUUGUGGAAUAUAAACACACAGUCAAGAUUGGUCUUGGCUCAACAAAACCAAAAAGUGAUUGGACGCCAAUGUUUACAGAAAUGGGGAAUCGAGGCUGGGAGCUUGCCUGCAUGCUUGAAUCCCCUGAAAUUACCAGCGUUGGUCUUGGAACUAUUACAUAUAAAGUUUACUUCUUCUUUCAACGUCUAAUAAUGCAACCAGCUCCAGGGGGGUACCCCUCUCAAGCUUAUCCUCAAGCAUAUCCCCUUGGCCCUCAACCUAACCCUCCUUAUAAUUACCCUGCCCAACCAGGUUACCCUCAAGCACCACCCCCUUAUGGACAAGGUCCUCCUGCAGGCCAAGGAGCAGGUGCAUAUCCAUAUCCUCACCCCACCGCCCCACCUCAUGGCGGUGCUCCAGGUCGACCAGCCCCCCCAGGUGGCAUUCCUCCUGGUGUGCCUUAUAAGCAAUAAAAAAAUUAGCGGAGACUGGAUACGUGUAGCGCAGCUUAGAUUUUGACUUCAUUGUUAUGAACAAGUCGUUUUCACUGGUGUCGAAUAGUCCGGAUGAAAUUUUUCCGGUUUUUUUUUAUAUUCAAAUCGUUGUCGAUUGAAUACACCAAGCAAUAUCAACCGUGCACCUUGACAUGUUCAUGACAAUGACAAUCAAAUUGGAAAUUAAUGGAAACCAGGCUUUCUAAGUGUUGAAAUGAAAAAGACAGCUUGUACAUAAGUAACCCUACCUAAUUAAUCUUCUGUUGUAUCUCGUAUUUC
Dendronephthya gigantea is the source of this 1910-nucleotide messenger RNA. RefSeq lists its product as uncharacterized. NCBI's taxonomy places the organism in Eukaryota, Metazoa, Cnidaria, Anthozoa, Malacalcyonacea, Nephtheidae. The record is from RefSeq and is a predicted model, not a curated record. The coding region runs from base 216 to 1610 and encodes 464 amino acids. The transcript is spliced from 8 exons.